UCCAAUCCCUCUCAGCCAUAUUCUCUACCAUUUAUCAACAAAAGUACGAUGACAACUAUCCUGACUUUCUUUGGGCUGGUUUUGCUUAGUCUUAAAAUCACAGGGGUGCAAUCUAUAGGCGUUUGUUAUGGGCUAAAUGGCAACAAUCUACCAUCAAAACAGGACGUCAUAAAUCUCUACAAUAGAUAUGGCAUCCAAAGAAUGAGAAUUUAUGCCCCAGACCAUGAAGUUCUCAAUGCUCUAAGAGGAACCAAUAUAGAACUUCUAGUCGAUGUUGCCAACGAAGACAUUCAAUCCAUUGCGACCAAUCCUUCGGCAGCUGCAAAUUGGGUUCAAAACAACAUCAAAAAUUACUCACCAGCUGUGAAGUUCAGAUACAUAGCGGUUGGAAAUGAAGUAUCAUUAAGUUCUAGCAUCGCUCAAUAUGUCGGUCCAGCCAUGGAAAGGAUACAAAGUGCAUUAGCUUCGGCGGGGCUUCAGAACCAAAUCAAGGUUUCAACAUCAAUAGCUGGAAAUCUGUUAAGCGUUUCUUAUCCUCCCUCACAAGGAUCAUUUUCAAACGAGGCUAAACCAUUCAUUAAACCUAUAAUUAAUCUUCUAGUCCAAAAUAAUGCACCAUUGCUAGUCAAUGUGUAUCCCUACUUCAGCUAUAUCGGUGAUCCAGUCAACAUUCAUCUCGAUUAUGCAUUAUUCACCUCACAAAGAACUGUUGUUCAAGAUGGCUCGUUUGGAUAUCAAAACAUUUUUGAUGCAAUUUUGGAUGCUCAUUAUUCAGCUCUAGAUAAAGAAGGUGGUUCUAAUGUCAACAUUGUUGUGUCGGAAACUGGCUGGCCAUCGGAUGGGAAUCCUCCUGCUGCAUCAUCUGGAAAUGCAGGCACUUACUAUAGGAAUGUGAUUAGCCAUGUUAAGAGUGGACAAGGGACUCCAAGGAGGCCUGGAAGAGGUAUAGAAACUUAUCUGUUUGCCAUGUUUGAUGAAAACCAGAAGCCUGGAGCAGAGACAGAGAGACAUUUUGGCCUCUUUUUUCCAAAUCAACAGUCUAAGUAUGGAAUCAGUUUCAACUAAUUCAAGUAUCAAACAUAUACUAGAAUAAUUCUGAAACUAAAUCCAAGUUUCAAACAUGUACUAGAAUAAAUCGUUUGAAGAUCUUUUCCUAUAUUGGUCAUACAAAGUAUGUACUACUUCUUGAUGACGACAUUGAGAGGCAGUAAAAAAGUUCUAGCACAGCACAGACACGCUUUCCUAUUAUAAUGAGUAU
Messenger RNA from Coffea eugenioides, 1258 nucleotides. Its product is annotated as glucan endo-1,3-beta-glucosidase-like. Gene Ontology annotation, molecular function: hydrolase activity, hydrolyzing O-glycosyl compounds. Gene Ontology annotation, cellular component: plasma membrane. NCBI's taxonomy places the organism in Eukaryota, Viridiplantae, Streptophyta, Magnoliopsida, Gentianales, Rubiaceae. Bases 49 to 1065 code for a protein of 338 amino acids. Gene Ontology annotation, biological process: carbohydrate metabolic process. The record is from RefSeq and is a predicted model, not a curated record. The transcript has 2 exons.